Molecule: messenger RNA, 2907 nt
Organism: Colias croceus (clouded yellow)
Lineage: Eukaryota; Metazoa; Arthropoda; Insecta; Lepidoptera; Pieridae
Product: NAD kinase-like
Exons: 9
Coding region: 250-1599 (449 amino acids)
Biological process (GO): NAD+ metabolic process; NADP+ biosynthetic process
Molecular function (GO): NAD+ kinase activity
Source: RefSeq, a predicted model, not a curated record
CGUUCAGCCGUCCAUCCGUGAUCCGUCAGUUGGUUAGUCACACGGGAGGCGCGAUCACGUGCGCUAAGUGUACCGCUGCCGCUCGCUCACCUCCCUCCUUGCACUAUAACGUGUUCGAAGUUUCGUUGUAUUCGCGAGUGCUAAAUUUUGCAACAUUCGUACUAGAAGGCCGUGCCCGUAUUGAGAAAUACACAAACGUCGUGAUUAUGGAAAAUUGAGUUUUGUUUUGAGUUGUGCGAAUUUUAAACAAUGUUGUCGAUGGAGUCGCUGUGGUGCAGCUCCGAGUCGGAACUGUCGACGCUGAGGAUGUGCAAGAGUGUCGAGAGGUCGGAGAGGUUCAAGAGGAAGCCCUCCAAGAGUUUGAUCCCUCAGGGCCUCUUGCACUCGCACCCGGAGCCCCAACACCGCCACCAUAGACAACGCCGGUCCGGUACUUGGCCGCGGACGAGGUCCCUGAAUGCGCCGUCCCCGAUACAGCAAUUUGGACCAUGUGGCAGAAUAAUGAAGAACUCUGCAAUGGUUAUGCAGAUCCAGGACCCCGCGUCGCAGAGGCUCACGUGGUACAAGCCGCCGCUCACGGUGCUCGUGAUCAAGAAGAUACAUGACGCCACCAUCAUCACGCCGUUUGUACAGCUCGUACAUUGGCUUGUAAAUGACAAGAGCAUGGUAGUGUUCGUCGAGGCGUCCGUCCUCGAGGACCGCAUACUCUCAGAGUACGGGAACUUCAAUGCAGUCAAAGAGCGCUUGAUGACCUUCCGAGCGGGCACGGACGACCUGACGGAUAAGAUCGACUUCAUCAUAUGCCUCGGUGGUGAUGGCACGCUGCUGCAUGCUAGCUCGCUGUUCCAGCAAUCGGUCCCUCCUGUUAUGGCAUUCCACUUGGGUUCGUUAGGGUUCCUCACCCCAUUCGAAUUCAACAAUUUCCAGGAGCAAGUUAUGAAUGUGCUAGAAGGUCACGCAGCCCUAACGCUCCGGUCGCGUCUCCAGUGCGUGGUGCUAAGGAAGAGCACGGAAGACAACAAGAACAAGAAGAAACCCACAACUAUCCUGGUGCUAAACGAAGUGGUGGUUGACAGAGGGCCUUCUCCGUACUUGUCGAACAUAGAUCUGUUCUUGGACGGGAAACAUAUUACGUCUGUGCAAGGGGACGGGCUCAUAGUAUCAACGCCGACGGGCAGCACUGCGUACGCGGUGGCGGCGGGCGCGAGCAUGAUCCACCCGUCCGUGCCCGCCAUCAUGGUGACGCCCAUCUGCCCGCACUCGCUCUCCUUCCGACCGAUCGUCGUGCCCGCGGGCGUUGAGCUCAAGAUUUCGCUGUGUCCUGAUGCUCGGAAUGCAAUGUGGGUGUCCUUCGAUGGCAGGAAUAGACAAGCGCUCCAACAUGGUGAUAGUCUAUACGUGACCACGUCAGUGUACCCGGUGCCGUCGAUAUGCGCGCUGGACCAGAUCUCGGACUGGUUCGACUCGCUCGCCGAGUGCCUGCACUGGAACGUGCGCAAGAAGCAGAAGCAGAUGGACGAGCUCAGUGACGUCACGCAGUCCUCCAGCGACACGCUCGACGAGAUCGACAACCACGACGAGCGGCCCGCCGACACGUGACCAGUGUGCCUUUAUGUUUGACGCUCUAUCGAACUUGUGAUAGUCUAUGGUUUUGUUUUCGCGCGCUUUCGUUUUAAACGUGUGAUUUUAAAUUUAAAUGUAAUUGUAAGAUUACGGAUGCACUUAUUAUUAUAUUGUUGUGAUUGAUUUGACGCAUAUUAUUUAAAUCAAAUUUUACGUAAAUUACAAUGUUCGUUCAAAUUGUGGUAUGUUUGUGGAGUUGCAGGUUUACACGCUAUGAAAUUCAAUGUGAAGACUGUCAACUGUUUUUUAGCUAUUAUCGAUAUUUUUCAUCGAUUUUUAGAUUACCGGUUUUAAAUAAAUCGUUUGUAAGGUUGCUGAAGGUAUUAAAUGACUUUUUAUCUUUAUUAUAUUGUAAAAUGUACGAUAAAUUUUACAUGAUCUUUUAUCGGAUUUUAAUUAUUGAAAUAAUGAAACCCGUGUUAGUGUUUUAAGCGCUAUUAUUGUGCAAUAGUAUCAUUGUGAUGGAUAAAAUAUAAUGAAUACAACAUCUUGUGUUCAACUUUAUAUUACAUGACAUUCCCCUAGGCAAUUAUUUUAUUGAUUGGAACUUGAAUGAAAAAUGCUUUUCUAUGACUUCAAAUACUUACAAUCUCAAACUCAUAAUACUUACAAUCUUAUUGAUCACGUACAAUUGUCUAUGAGAAGUUAUAUUUUUCGUUUUUGUGUUUUGAAAAAUAAAUUUAUUAUAUAAUAAUAAAAAUGGAACGAUUUACGAUUUUGUUUUGCCUUUUCGUAUAAAUGAUAAAUACAUAAUAUAUUAUGUACAGGCUCAAGUUUAAAUGGCUAUAAUGUAACAUGACACUAUAUGGUGGUAGCGGUGCUUUGAUUAUGUAUGUAAAACUAUGUGCCAAGGACAAAUGUUGAGAUAUGUAGCACAAAUGGGACAGAUAAAUAUUAGUAUGGAGGAUACAUUAAUAGAAUAUAUUAUUUAUUUAAAUAAUGAUGUUUUCAUGAAAAUUGUACAAAAUAAUUGUUCUUAUCUACCACAGACUUGUAAUUAAAUUGAUGAUUUUUGAUUUUAUAGUUUUAUUUUUAUUAAUGUUUAUUUCUCGUUCUCGGCUGCAACCCGCAACUAGUUCUAUUCAUCAAAUAAUGUUACAAAAACUAGGUAGGUAUGUCUAUGAAAGAUUAGUUUAAAUAUUUUGUUCUACAGAAACUUCCGCAUUUCUAUUAAAUGAUUCUGGUUUGUGGUAGAUAACAAUAAUAAAAUAAAUAACAUUUUCUUAUUCAAUCAUUACUUGAAGAAAAAUAAAUUUGUUUUUGGAUUAUACAAAUUUGUUUAUA